UUACGAGCAGGGUCUCGCUAUUACCACGCCUCAUAAUUGCCAGAUUCCUCAAUCGUUACCGUUCGUUAAGGAAUAUAUCCAUAGUCGCGUUGCCUCUCGAGGAGGAAGUCUCUUGACCUUUUUAACCUGCCCACGUUAAUUAUUCACACAUAAUCAACCAUGAAGUACUCGGCCGCUCUCUCUCUGGCCGUGGCUCCUCUAGCCAUGGCUAAGGCUAUCCGAAAUGUCUACCCCGUAGAGGCACGAAAUAAGCAUUUGGAGCGUCUAGGUGGCUCCAAUGCCAUAGCAGUUGAGGCCACCAACACUCAGAUUAUAAUCAUUUGGGUGAACCCCGGAGCCGGCGCCGAGACAACGACAAUCCAGGAAGCCGUAACGGUUACGCAGACAGUUACAGCCGGCGCACAAGAGACCAAUGUAGGGACUGCGACCAUCGCCCCUGGCGAGACAACCACUGUAGCAGGAACGGGGGCUACCCAUACCGUACAGGUUGGUGGUUCUGCUGGUUUAGCCUACUCGCCCCCCGAAAUCAAGGCUGCAGUUGGCGAUAUGGUUAUCUUCACAUUCAUGAGCCAAAACCACACUGUUACCCAGUCUACCUUCGGCCUGCCAUGCGAUCCCAUGGAAGGCGGUAUGGAUUCGAACUUCCAGCCUAACAUGGAUAACUCCGUCGUCCCUGCUCCCCAGGUCGCCAUGCAAGUCAUGACUGGAGAACCCCUCUGGUUCUACUGCAAGCAAAAGGGUCACUGUGGAAAGGGUAUGGUUUUCUCCAUCAACCCCACCGCUGAGAAGUCCCAAGCCCUCUUCCAAUCAAUGGCCAUCCAGCAGAAGGGUCAAGGUGCCGGUAGUGCCAUCACAGGCAAUGCUACCUCGAGCGCCAUCGCCAGCGACGUUGCCUCAACGCCUGUAGCCAGCGCUACCGAAGCUGCUGGUGGUGCCACCGAGACCGGCGCUGCGGGUGCUAUCCAAACCGGUGAAGGACAACUUGUCGCCGGCGCCUGCGUGUGCGCAGUUGUUUGCGGAGCUGGUAGCUUCCCAGCCGUCAACGCCCAAGGCAUUGGCAACUUUGGCGGUGUCCCAGGCGCCAUACCCGCUAGCAUGGCUGAGGUCUUCUAAAUUAACGAUACCCAUGGGCUAGAUAUGCGGGAGGAAGGGAGGCAAACGGCGGAUGAUUAUUUUGUAUAUUCAUUGCCUGCAUUUUCAGAACACACGGGCUAGACCUUGGGCGGUGCCGAUCUGGUUUUUACUUAU
This is a messenger RNA of Xylaria bambusicola, 1248 nucleotides long. RefSeq names its product Cupredoxin. Bases 160 to 1113 code for a protein of 317 amino acids. The transcript is spliced from 3 exons. Lineage: Eukaryota; Fungi; Ascomycota; Sordariomycetes; Xylariales; Xylariaceae. The record is from RefSeq and is a predicted model, not a curated record.